Molecule: messenger RNA, 1531 nt
Organism: Tarenaya hassleriana
Lineage: Eukaryota; Viridiplantae; Streptophyta; Magnoliopsida; Brassicales; Cleomaceae
Exons: 10
Coding region: 156-1340 (394 amino acids)
Cellular component (GO): membrane
Source: RefSeq, a predicted model, not a curated record
GGGACGGAAGAAUAGACGUCACCGUUAACUUUUUCUUUACUGGUCACUUUCGGAGUUGACGCCGUCUCUAACGGCGGGCGUCCCUUCUUCUUCAUCAUCAUCAUCACGAUUCACCAUCCCUGCAUCUGAUCUGUUUCGAUGUUUUGUUCGUACCCAUGGCUUCGUCAACGGAGACCUUGACCGAUGACCACGCGCUAGAGCUCAUCGUACGAGAUCCAUCUUCUCCGGCUUCCCACGGUGGAUCCGCAGCCGACGCCGCAUCAGGUUCCGAUGAGAUCACGCCUUUACUCACCCAGAUCGAACGGCCCAAGAUCAACAUAUUCUCCGCCUCUUUCUCGCGUCGGAAACCUAGGGAGCAAGUGCUUAAAGUAACGGAAUCGGAGUCAUUUCAUAUAGCUCAGUUCUUUUCAUGGCUAUGGAGCGGCUCUAGAUACGCCGGCUUCCUGUGCAUGGCCUUGUCAUCAACAUUGUACUUCAUGAUGGAAUUGAUUUCAGAUGGUUUAUCUGUUCAGUCAAUACCUUUAUUUGAGACAGCUUUCAUGAGAUGCACAACUAUCUUGAUACUUUCGUAUUUGUGGUUGAGAAGAAGUGGUCAACCAAUUUUUGGACCUUCACACGCUAGGAAGCUUUUGAUAUUAAGAGCCCUCGUGGGUUAUCUUUCAUUGUUUUGUUUCAUUUUUAGCAUUCGAAUGUUACCCUUGUCCCAAGCGAUUGUACUAAGCUUCGCGAGUCCAAUUAUGGCUUCCAUUGCAGCACGUAUCAUUCUGCGUGAGAAGUUGAAAAUUAUUGAUAUUGGAGCUCUUGUUUGCAGUUUCUUUGGCAUACUUUUCAUUUUCCGCCCGAUGAUUACUGUCCAAGUUGAACCAGAAGGAAUCAAUGGAAACUUUAAAGGAGAACAUCAUAUUUAUGCGGUGUUGAUGGGUUUAUUUUCAUCGAUAACGGGAGGAAUCAGCUAUUGUCUCAUAAAAGCAGGAGCAAAAGCAUCAGAACAGCCACUGAUCACUGUCCUCUUAUUUGGUGUGGUAGCUUGUCCUGCUGCAGCAAUGUGCAUGCUUGCCUUCGAGAACGUUGUAGUGCCCGCGUUGUACUCGCUCAUCAACGUGGCUGUCCUAGGGUUACUAGCCUUUUUCGCCGAGGUACUUUUGGCGCGAGCGCUUCAGCUCGAGAAAAUCAGCAAAGUUGCGAACAUAUUGUACAUCGAGGCCGCUCUGUCGCAGUUAUGGAUGGUGAGCUCGAGAAAAGUGGCGUCGGGUUUGUCUGAACGGCUGGUCGGGUGUUUGCUCAUCCUAAUCUCUGUGAGUUGCACUGUAUACAUGGGUCCUGAUAAAGAUCCAGAAUAAAAAUCCAAUCGUAUUGUGUAUCUCGCAACCCCGCCGAAUUCAAUUUUGUGUCGAAUUCGUUUUCGAUCUUUCUUUUCGGACACCAAGAUCGUGUCAAAGAAACCCAAAUCCUGUCGAUAGAAGAUGGAGAUGGGAUCACUCAAAGAAAAUUUGCCAAUUUGGUCUUUAUAUUUGAUUUUGAGUUUGCUUCA